AUGAGUUUAAGUGCUAUUGAAACUGCAUUAACUAUUAGUUUACCAAGUUCUUUUAUUUAUGUAUUUACUGAUGCCAGAGCUAAAGAUUUUGAUCUCACAGAGAAUGUACUUAAACUCAUUCAGGAAAAACAAAGCCAGGUUGUUUUUGUCAUGACUGGAGACUGUGGUAACCGUUCCCAUGUUGGAUUUCAGGCAUAUGAAGAUAUAGCAGCUACAAGCUCAGGACAACUAUUUAUGUUAAAUAAAUCUGAUGUAGACGAGGUUAGGUUUAGGGUUAGGGUUUUGUUUCGUUUUGUGGAAAAGACUAAGUCAAUUCAUUGUGGUUAUUUACGUUAUGUUAAUGUGACACUUGUUUGCCCAGUUCCACCAGUGAUAGGUCACAGUCCAAGCAACUACACUGCAAUAAAAGACACAACUGUUACUCUACGGUGUCCAGCACAUGGUACUCCUAAACCAACAAUUACAUGGCAGAGGAAUGGUCAAAUUAUAUCUCCCAAUGAUCCUAGCUACUACAUUCGAUCAGAUGGAUCUUUACAAAUAGAUGGUGUCCAUACAAGUGACAGUGGUACUUAUGUAUGUAUGGCAUCUAAUCCUGCUGGUGUGAAUAGUAAAAAUAUUCAUCUCAUUGUACAUGUUGCACCAUCAAUAAUUGGAGAUGUUAGUCAAGUAGUGACUGUAACACUAGGUGAACCUAUAACUUUGCCAUGCCAUGCUGAAAGCAUACCACCACCUACCAAAUCAUGGACAAAAGAAAAUUUAACUAUAUCUCGGAAUAAUCUCCAUUAUGAAGUAAAGAAUUCUGGGUCAUUACAUAUUUCAAGAGUGGAAUCGUCCGACAGUGGUGUAUAUAUUUGUACUAUUAGUAAUGUUGUUGGAGAUACAAAAAAAGAAAUUAGAUUGAAAGUAAAUGUACCCCCUAGGAUUUCACCUGGACCAAGUCAUAUAACUGCUGUAGUUGGAGAUUCAGUCAUUUUACCAUGUGAAUCCAUUGGUGAUCCAGUACCUGAUGUCAGAUGGAACCACAAUGAAUGGCGUUUGAAUAUGAACUCUGAGGAUUUCUUAUUACUAGAUUCUGGAUCUUUACAGAUCAGUAAUGUAAAAGUGAAAUCAGGUGGUAGAUAUCGAUGUAGCAUCACAAGUAUUGCAGGCUCUGAUACCAAGGAUAUAACACUUACUGUGCAAGAGCCACCAAACAUAGCAGACACUCCAAAAGUAGUUGAUUCAUUUCCUAACAGUCGUGUGACCAUACCAUGUCCAGUCACUGGGUUUCCAAGACCUCAUAUUACAUGGUACAAAGAUGGAAAAGUUGUGGAUACAUCUGAUCAUGGACUGAGAGUAAGGUCUGAUGGAUCACUGUUUAUUAUGAAUACAGAGGAUGAAGAUCGUGGUUAUUACACAUGUCACGCAGUCAAUGAUGCUGGCAGUGCUAAUAUAACUUUAUUAUUAAAUAUUAAUGUAUUACUCGAAUGUGAAGUAAGUGGUAAUCCUGAACCUGAAGUCAGAUGGCAAAAAAAUGGACAGUAUUUCAACAUUGAUGACAUCACAGUCAGAAUCCUAGAUGUAGGUUCUUUACAAAUUGACAUCACUCGUAGAACUGAUGGUGGACGAUAUACAUGUAUUGCUGAUAGUAUUGCUGGCACAGACACUAAAGAUAUCUUCCUUACAGUACAAGAACCGCCUAUCAUUGAUAAGAAUGUCCCGACUGAAGUUGAAGGACUUAAAAACAACAGAUUAUUUUUGCAUUGUCCUACAUCUGGGUCACCACGACCUGAGAUAACAUGGUAUAAGAACAACAAGAGGAUUGAUUUUGAUCCAAAUGUUUUAAAGAUGAGCAAUGGUUCGCUAAUGAUAUCAAGUGCAAAAGCUGAUGAUAGCGGGCAGUACACUUGUAAAGUCCACAAUCCUGCCGGUGCUACCAAUCUAACCAUAGAUGUUACUAUCAUGGAGAAACCUGUUAUUAAAAAAGGACCAAAGGAGGUGGAUGUUACAGUAGGUGAGCCAGUGGUGUUGCCAUGUGAAGCAGAUGGAAAACCAGCACCAAAUAUCAUGUGGCAAAAGGAUUUCAAAACAUUGUCAUUAGAUGGACAGUCUAUGAAAAUCAUGAAAGUAGGGUCCCUUAGCAUUGCCAAUACACGACGUGAUGACGCUGGCAACUAUAUGUGUAUGGCUUCCAAUGAAAAGGGUGUGGACUCCAUAACUAUUCGUUUAAAUGUGCAUGAACGCCCAUCAAUAAUAACCACUGGUGAGCAUAAUAUCACCACUACUGCACAUGAAGAUGUUAGGCUUCCAUGUGAAGCUCAAGGAACUCCUAUUCCAAAUAUUAAAUGGUUAAGAAAUGGUCAACAACUUUCUGGAAAUGAAUUUGGGUUUGAAAUACUAAAGGACGGCUCUCUAAAUAUUUAUAAUGGAGAAUCUGCCGAUAGUGGAGUAUACCAAUGUAUUGCUGAGAAUCCUGUAGGGGUUGAUACUAAGGAGUAUUAUGUUACGUUUAAUGUUCCUCCACGUAUUGCUGAAGGUCCGAAUCAAUUAACAGUCAUCCUGGGAAAUCCAGUUAUUUUACCAUGUGAGGCAUCAGGUGAUCCAUUGCCCACUGUUGAGUGGAAAAAAGACAGUCACCUUCUGAUGGCUUUUGGACAAGUUAGAAGACAAUUAGAAAUUGGUUCCUUACAGAUUGAUAGUACUAGAGCCAUAGAUACUGGUGUAUAUGUAUGUACAGUCAGUAAUAUUGCUGGUACAGCUACAAGGACUGUAAAACUUACCAUACAAGAACCCCCAACUAUAAUCGGAGGCCUACCAAGGAAUAUUACCUCCAUUGUAAACACAGAGGUCACUUUACGAUGCUCAGCGAAUGGUAUACCUCCGCCAAAAAUAAUAUGGUUAAAGAAAGCAAGACUUCUGCCAAUUGAUGGAAACGAGUUAAGACAACUUUCUGAUGGUUCUUUGCGUAUAAAGAAUGUCCAACCAUAUGAUAGUGGUAUUUACAUAUGUAUGGCGUCAAGUCCAGCUGGAAAUGCCACUAUAAAUAUCGAUCUUACAGUUAAUGUUCCUCCAAGACUACGUGGAUCUGAUAUAGUUACUGAAAAGACACUCAUCAGCAACCAACCAUUAUUUCUGGAGUGUCCUAUAGAGGAGGCUGUUCCAGCCCCAUCAAUACGCUGGACCAAAGAUGGUCUCACGUUGUCAUCUGCCCAAGAUGGUUUGCUGAUCAUGUCCGGUGGAAGAAUAUUACAGAUUCCUAAUGUAGAAUUAACUGAUGCUGGUCGAUAUAAAUGUAUUGCAGACAAUCCUGCUGGUAACUCGUCUAAAAUUUAUGAUGUUAUUGUGCAUGUUCCACCAAGCAUAGAAGAAUCUGAAUUUCCUAUUGAUAAAAUGGCGAUUGAGAGCCAUCCUGUAACACUAGAAUGUGAAUCUAUAGCCAUACCACCACCAGUGUUAACAUGGUUGAAAGAUGGUCAACCAGUUACACCAAAUGACAGAGGAAUUAAGAUUACAACACAAGGAAGAUAUUUACAGAUUGACAAUGUUCAAUUAUUUCAUGAAGCAGAAUAUACUUGUAUAUCCUCUAAUGAAGCUGGUAAUUCAACAAAGAUAAUAAAUCUCUCUGUUCUGACACAAAGAAACAAUGAAGACCCCUGGAAAGCAAUCCUUGACUGGAGAAACACACCGACUGAAGGAACGCACAGUAGUUCGGUACAACGUCUCAUGUCACAUCGCACUCGCACGCUACUACUUACUGCAAAUAGACUACUACAUCCAAAAGUAGUUGACGGAGUUACAGAUGACAACAAGCAACGUCGUCGUAAAUCUAAAUAG
Messenger RNA from Saccoglossus kowalevskii, 3813 nucleotides. Its product is annotated as hemicentin-1-like. The record is from RefSeq and is a predicted model, not a curated record. NCBI's taxonomy places the organism in Eukaryota, Metazoa, Hemichordata, Enteropneusta, Harrimaniidae. Gene Ontology annotation, biological process: synapse organization; homophilic cell-cell adhesion. Gene Ontology annotation, molecular function: axon guidance receptor activity; calcium ion binding. Gene Ontology annotation, cellular component: neuronal cell body; plasma membrane; axon.